UUCCGAAACACAGUUGUGGCCCAGUUCUUCGGUCAUACUCAUUCUGAAGAGUUCUACAUCACCUACGAAGACCCACAAUCGUCUUCAUCACGCCCUACAAGCGUAGUCUACUCAGCACCAUCAAUUACUCCUUAUUCAGAAUAUUUUCCGGCUUAUCGCAUCUACAGCAUUGAUGGGGCCUAUAAUGGAUCAACUUAUCGGUCAACUUUAUGUUACAUUACUACUAAGUUGAUGUUACAGCAAGUGAUAGAUUUCGAGGAGUGGUUCCUGAAUCUAACUGAGGCAAAUGCAAAUCCUAGAAGCCCUCAUUGGCAACAGCUUUAUGCCAGUGCUAAUCAGGAAUAUGGACUCAAAUCACAAUCCCCGUCCGAAUGGAAUGAUAUGAUUGAAAGAAUGCGAACUGAUAAUGUGCUGUUUGAAAAAUAUAGACAGUCAAUUUCAUCUAUUUUUAAAGAUGAGAUUGGCACUCAAUGUGUAAAAUUAAGAAACUACUAUCGACGUUCGAAAUUUGAUGGCAUCGGUGAUUGCGAUGAAAAAUGCAAAAACGGAUGGUUGUGUAGUGCGAGGCAGAUGCAUCACUCGAAGGCUCUUUGCGCAGAUCUUAAUUGUAAGUUACAUACUAUAGACGCAAUAUAUUCCUUAGAUGCAUCUCUCUUCACAACAAAAACCUUCGUCUAUUUUAAGCUCUCACUGAAAGACGUGGCCGGAAUAGCUAUCGUCGUAAUCCGAACCCUAUCCAUCUUACCGAAGAAGAAAUUCAAUUCGCUAUUGAUCAAAGAAGGAAUCGAAUUGAAGCUAACCACAAGUGCCGGUUGUAAUCCGUAA
Molecule: messenger RNA, 825 nt
Organism: Angiostrongylus costaricensis
Lineage: Eukaryota; Metazoa; Nematoda; Chromadorea; Rhabditida; Metastrongylidae
Source: the annotation of a GenBank genome assembly